Pyrgilauda ruficollis (rufous-necked snowfinch) is the source of this 1449-nucleotide messenger RNA. RefSeq names its product zinc finger protein OZF-like. The record is from RefSeq and is a predicted model, not a curated record. The transcript is spliced from 4 exons. The coding region runs from base 1 to 1449 and encodes 482 amino acids. NCBI's taxonomy places the organism in Eukaryota, Metazoa, Chordata, Aves, Passeriformes, Passeridae.
AUGCCCCAGGACACCCAGGCAGGCAAGGAGCUGAGGAUGGAGACCAGGGAGGACAAAUCCCCACAGCAGAACCUCGUGGAAGAGGCUGUUUUGAGUGGCUCCACGGCACAAGAAUCCAAGAGGGUGGAAAAGCACUGGAGAUCUCACAUGAGGAGGCACUCCAAGGCCAGCCCAGGGUGCUCUGAAGAGGAAAGACCCACCCUGUGCCAGGAAGCUGGACCGAGCUUUAGCCAGGGCUCAGAGCUGGUGGUGCAUGAGCAGCCUCACGAUAAGAAGAAGCCCUACAAGUGCUCGGAGUGUGGGAAGAGCUUCAGGCAGAGCAAUCACCUGCUCCGCCACCAGAUGAUCCACACUGGGGAAUGGCCCUACAAGUGUGGGCAAUGUGGGAAGGGCUUCAGCUGCAGCUCCGACCUGAUUGUGCACCAAAGGAUCCACACCGGGGAGAGACCCUAUGAGUGUUCUGAGUGUCACAAGAAGUUUCGGAUAAGCUUCCAUCUCCUUCUGCAUGAGCGCAUUCACACAGAGGAGAGGCCGUUCCGCUGCCCUGACUGCGGGAAGGGCUUCAAGCAAAAUUCCCACCUCGUCACCCACUGGCGCACACACACCGGGGAGAGGCCCUACGAGUGUCCCCAGUGUGGGAAGAGGUUUCAGACCAGCUCCCAUCUCCUUCUGCAUGAGCGCAUUCACACAGAGGAGAGGCCGUUCCGCUGCCCUGACUGCGGGAAGGGCUUCAAGCAAAAUUCCCACCUCGUCACCCACUGGCGCACACACACCGGGGAGAGGCCCUACGAGUGUCCCCAGUGUGGAAUGAGCUUCACCCAGAGAUCUGCCUUGACCAAACACCAACGGAAGCACCAAAGGAAGAAGCCCUACAAGUGCUCGGAGUGUGGGAAGAGCUUCAGGCAGAGCAAUCACCUGCUCCGCCACCAGAUGAUCCACACUGGGGAAUGGCCCUACAAGUGUGGGGAAUGUGGGAAAGGUUUCAGCUGCAGCUCCGAUCUUGUCAUCCACUGGCGCAUCCACACUGGGGAGAGGCCCUACAAGUGUCCUGAGUGUCAGAAGAGGUUUCACACCAACUCCACUCUCCUCAAGCACCCGCACAUUCACACAGAGGAGAGGCCGUUCCGCUGCCCCAACUGCAGGAAGGGCUUCAAGCACAACUCUGCCCUCAUCAUCCACCGGCGCAUCCACACCGGGGAGAGGCCCUACGAGUGUCCCCAGUGUGGGAAGAGUUUUCAGAGCCACUCCAAUCUCCUCAUGCAUCAGAGGGUUCACACAGAGGAGAGGCCGUUCCGCUGCCCUGACUGCGGGAAGGGCUUCAAGCAAAACUCUCACCUCGUCACCCACCGGCGCACUCACACUGGGGAGAGGCCCUGCGAGUGUCCCCAGUGUGGGAAGAGCUUCUCCAAGAGCUCUCACUUGGCCGAACACAAACGGAGGCACCAGUAA